Molecule: messenger RNA, 372 nt
Organism: Penicillium daleae
Lineage: Eukaryota; Fungi; Ascomycota; Eurotiomycetes; Eurotiales; Aspergillaceae
Product: non-canonical purine NTP pyrophosphatase
Exons: 1
Coding region: 1-372 (123 amino acids)
Biological process (GO): nucleoside triphosphate catabolic process
Cellular component (GO): cytoplasm
Molecular function (GO): nucleoside triphosphate diphosphatase activity
Source: RefSeq, a predicted model, not a curated record
AUGAUAUAUGGUGCUCUAGUCAUAGUUGAGUUAAUUGCUUCGACUUGGCGUGGAGCGGUGUCGCUCGCCGUGGGGGAAGUUUGUUCGGAGUUGGUUGAUCGGUGGAGCACCACCGCAAGGAAAGUCUUCUAUUCCACAACCACAACCACCACUUCACCCCUCCAACAACUAAGCCGUCCACAACCCGCCAUCAUGACCUUGACAAAGAUCAACUUCAUCACAGGCAACAAGAACAAGCUCAUCGAGGUGCGCGCCAUUCUCGGCAGCGUCAUCGAGGUUGACAACCAGGCCGUGGAUGUCCCCGAAAUCCAGGGCACCAUUGAAGAGAUCGCCAAGGAGAAGGCACGCCGUGCUGCGGAAGCGGUAAGCUAA